Diabrotica virgifera virgifera (western corn rootworm) is the source of this 4337-nucleotide messenger RNA. RefSeq names its product oocyte zinc finger protein XlCOF10-like. The coding region runs from base 588 to 1076 and encodes 162 amino acids. The record is from RefSeq and is a predicted model, not a curated record. Gene Ontology annotation, biological process: cell adhesion. NCBI's taxonomy places the organism in Eukaryota, Metazoa, Arthropoda, Insecta, Coleoptera, Chrysomelidae. The transcript has 3 exons. Gene Ontology annotation, molecular function: actin filament binding.
AUUUUUUAGCUUGUUUACAAAUUUAUUUCCUAAGGUGUUGAUAGAAUGUCAAUUCUGUGAAAGGCAAUUUAAUACAGCAGCCAAUUUCAUAGAGCACUCUUUUGCCCAUCAUGUGUUGGUCUUGUAGGUACUGCUCACUCCAGUUCCCUUCUGAGGAUGAACGAUGUACCCACGAAACUCAAGUCCAUUUAGUGCAAUGUCAAUUUUGUACAAGGUUUUUUAGAGACCAAAGCCACAUGCGCGCUCAUUGUGAAUCCGCCCACUUUUUGUGCCAGUUUUGCGACGAAUGGUUCCUAAACGACCAGGAUAAAAACCAACACGUGACCAACGUCCAUUACACCUUUACAUGUUCACUUUGCCCGGAACGAUUUAGAAAUGAGUACUCUCUAGAAUCCCAUCGCAACAUUUUCCAUUAUUUUAAGUGUUUCUGGUGCUCUGAAUGGUUUACUUCUCGUUUGGAAAGGUUCGAGCAUGAUAAGGACGUCCAUGUGACAGUACCGUGUCCUCAUUGUGACAGAUAUUUCAGAAACCACCAGUUCCUGCAGGAACAUUGUAGACAGAAGCAUUUUUACAUAUAGAUCGACGAAAUGCAGGAAAACCGUAAGCUUCAAAACCGAUUCGAGUGCUUAUAUUGUGAUGAAUGGUUUGUAACAGACGAAGACAGAAAUCUCCAUAACCGAUCAAAGCAUAUGAAAAGCAGCUGUAUGUAUUGCGACGAACUUUUCCUAACUGAGGAAGAAUGUCAUAGACACAACUUCGAUGAACAUUAUUUUCCAUGUAGGCACUGUGGUGACUGGUUUACGGAUGAAGAAGAGAGAGAAGAUCACGAAAAAGAGCAUUUGGUGGUUGAUUGUCCACAUUGCAAGGAAAGUUUUCCAGAUGUUGCCGAUGGACCACCAGGUGUUCAGAAAUCAGAAAUUUUACAGGUGUGUGAAGAAGUUGAUCGACUCUCUCACCAAUUAAUCAUCCUUUGUGCCCAACGUUUGUUCAAUUCUCCUCAAGGCCAAGACGUAGCUAGGAAACUUUCCCAAAAUUACAUGAGUUUAAAGAAAAAAUUAACCAGCUGUAGUGAAUAGAGUAGUCGAAGGUUUCAUUGAUAUCGUUACUGCCUUAAAACAAUCCACAGAGGCAGCUCUAGCUCCUCUUGUGAUCUUUUGAAUUUUUUUUGUUGGAAAUGUAUAUUCAUGAUCAUCGUAUUAUUGUCUAAACAGAAUUCAAGUAAUAGUUUUCCAUUAUUGUUGAUUUUAUCCUGUGCAUGGUUCUGUAAAAUCGUUCCAUUUUUCUACUUUUUUCCCACUCUAGCAUUAAUAUCUUAUGUGACUACUAUUCUCAUUCUUUUCAUUUUUAUCACCCAUCUCUAAAUCUACUCUCUUUCCUUACCAUGCACGCUACCCCUGGCUGCGCUCUCUCUUGUUUUUCUAUUCUACUAUAUAUUACUAAAUUUUAGUUUACCAAUAUGGCGGUUCUUCUUCCUUUUCUUUUUGCUUCUGUUAUAGAUACUACUUACAUCUUCUUAUAUUCCAUUUUUCCCCAGUUCUUUUUUUUUUCGUUUAUACCUCGUUCACUCCAUGUUUCCAGUUUUAAACUGGCCUUCUUGUUUGUCUCUAUGUUUCCCCUUAAAUGUAGUUUUUUCUGUCUGUCUUAUCAUUUCUAUGUUCACUUAUCUUUUCUAUUUUCUAUUACUGAUUUGUUGAAAUAGCUAUAGCACUUUAUUGUUUGUAGCUUUUUUUAUCAUAUUUGUCUUUUGGUUUCAUUUCCAUCAUGUGUUUUCUGUAAUUAUAAAUCAAUAACCUUUAUCUUUAAAGUAAGGCUAAGUAGGUACGUUUCUUAGUCAGCCUAAUUAGUUGCGAAUUAAAGAUAUCUCUACAUUUUACCAAAUCGUUGCAAAAUAACUUUGUUUCUUUUAGAUUCGUGUAAAAAUUGUCAGCUUUUCAAGCAUGAAAAAAUAUUUCGACUACGGGUAUUGUUAUUCCAAUUGUUUUUAAGCUUUUUUAAGAUUUUUGAUAAUUUUUUUUGUAAAUGAUGAAAUUGUUGCUGAUGUAAGCACAUGCUUAAUAUGUUAGGGUAUACUCACUAAUACUCACAAUCUUAUUGAAGGUGUUUAUUUAAAACAGUUUGUGGGCGACCGGUUUCGGAAUUCAAAAUUUAUAUGUCAUCGUAAAGCCCUUAAAGAAACUGAAUAAGCUAAAAAAGUAAUAUACGUUUCAAUACAGUUGCCGUAGGUUACAUUUUAAGUUUAACAACAGUUAAUAAGUUACCAAAGGUGUUCAAAUCGACCAGUGCCAAUCUGAUGUUAACUGUUAUGGUUAGUAUAUGAUAUAAUGUAGUAUAUAAUAUUAAUAAGAGUAUUGGUACUUACAUAUCAGUACAGUAUAAAAUGUGAUGUUAAAUUGGAAGCCCAUGUGUCUUCGUCGAUUUCAAACUCAUGUAAGUUUGUACCAUAUAUCAUAAAUCUUACCUUUCGUUCGUAUUCUACUCUCUUGCAAUAUUGACUCCAACAAUAAAUUGAAGAGUACUGUGGACAGCAGAUCUUCCUGCUUUAAUCCCCUUUUAACUUUCUUGUUAGGCUUCCUUCUAUCCUUACUCAUAAAGAUAUAUAAUACCAACAUCUGGUCAAACAUCUGAUUUUUGCGAUGUCCUGAACAUGGUUAAACCUUGCUUAUUUCCCUGGAGUAAUAUUAUCACCAAUUAUUUCUCUACCACUACAGAAGUAAACUUGUUCAAAAGCUGUAUUGAUCAAAAUAUGAUUUGUAAAAAAAUGUUCUUUAAGUUAGGCAUUAAAUGUAAUUUUAAUAUAAGUUUUAAUCUGUUUGUAGUGACUUUUUAAAUUACUCACCAAGUUACAAUAAUAAAGUAAAGUAAUUAUUAGUUCAAGUGUAGUAUGUAGGUACAAGGAAGAUCCUCAAAGUAAGCAGAACAUCAAAUAGCGUAUAAAACUGCGUUUAUUUUCAAACAAAACCUGUUUUUCUUUUAAUUAAAACGCUGUCAGGGUUGUUAAAUAGCAACAAUAUUUUGUUGUAUUGUAAAAAUUAUUUAAAGCAUUUAAAUUAAUAUUUAGCAUUAGCAUAGGCUUCGGUUGGUAAUAAUUAUAGAUAUUUUUUUACUAGUCAUUAUAAAAAAUUUGGGUAGAAAAAACUAUGCUUCUUCGCAUAUGUCCUUAUGCCUUUCAGCUUCGAAUUGUUUACUGCUUAUCCAUACCUUCUGCACUUACUGAUUUCAGGUCUUCAAUAGUAUUUUUUUCUCUUUUUUUGUCCAAUUGUAUUCUACCUGUCUAUUUGUUUUUUCCUUUUCUCUUUGUUUCUGAUAUAGUUAAAAACUAUAAAUUUAUUAUAAUUUACUAUAAUAGCCGUAUACUCUCGACCUUACUUAGUCCAUUUCGCCAGUGAGCCCUAUGCGUUGGUGCCAUCAUCAUCUACACCAUCCUUCCAUCUAUGUUUUGGCCUACAUUUUCGUCAACUUUCCACUGCCUGUCAUAUAAGGAUUUGUCUAGGAGGGGUGUUCUGCUGUGGUCUUGCUAGUCGUGCCCAUUUGUGUUUAUACGUCCAUGUUCCCAUCUUAGUCUUUCUAUUUUUAUCAGGGAUAUCACGUUUUUACCACCAGAUAAAAUAUAUGUUUGUAUUUGUGGUAUUACCUCCUUCUAGAAAUACUGUGGCGUAUGUUUACAACACCACUAUUGUUAUACAGUGAUGAGCGCGCAAAAUAACGCAAAAGAUGGAAACAAUAAUACAUUGUGCAAUAAAAAGAGAUGAAACUAGUAGAGGUACAAAUUAUCGAUAUAUAACGUAUAAAUUAACAUUAUAUUACAUAGUUUCCCACCUUUAAACGUCUGUGACAGGAGUAUUUUACAAAAAUUUUCUGUCACAGUAACAGUUGUCAUACUCCUCCUAUAAGUUUAAAGGCGGGAAAGUAUGUAAUGUAAAUUUAUACGUUUAUAUCGAUAAUUUCCACCUCUACUAGUUUCAUCUCUUUUUAUUUCACAAUGUAUUAUGUUUUCCGUCUUUUGCGUUAUUUUGCCGGUUAUUAGCGCGCGCUUAUCACUGUAUAUACUAUUGACAGAUGUCAAACAAUACAGCACACUUUCAAAACAGCAAUUUUUUAAAACUUGGUGCUGCUGACUGUUGUAAUCGUCAAAUUAAUCAAGUAGUCCAAAGAUCUACCUUCUAUUCGCCGUUGAACAAUAAAUACUUUAUUUAGUUUAGAAUACGAAGUAAAAACUUGUAAAUAUUUUUAAUAUAAUCAUUUUUUGAUUUUGAUUAGAUUGGGGAAUUAGAUUCAGGGUAUUUUGUAUCGAUGAUAAGUGUAAAUGACAUAUUUUAAUAAAUUUUUAGUAAAUGGCA